AUGUCAACAACAGCAACGAUCACAGCAGCAGGCGGCGGCGGGCACCCCGGCUCAGACGGGACCAUGAGCUCCCAAUUCUCGAUCCGCAACUCUAUCUCGUCUCUUGCCUCGUCACGGGCUUCGCACCAGCCUAACAGCAUCUCCCGAGCCUACCGCCAAGCCUCACAGCUUUUCCUGACGCGUCGCCUGCCCGAGGCCCUUUCGACCGUGCUGCCUCUCAUCACGCCGCAGACCGAUGUCUCGUCUGCGAAUGGAUACACAGAGCCCGCCCCCGUAGCUCAAGCGUCAAAAUCCACGCGAGUCAAAGUCUGGAGCUUGUAUCUCACAAUCCUCAAUGCCAUCCUUGAACUGGAUCCCAACGAAGGCAAGGAUGCUUUUGGCGCUCAAGAGUGGCGCUCUUUAUGCACAAAGGUUCGGGAUGGAGAUGUCUGGGAGGAAGUCGUCCAGUUUGGCUACCACGGCUCUGAAGGCGAGGUCGACUGCGACGUUGUUAUCAACCUCGCAACUCUGCUCCUCGCUCAUGCCAGGACACAAGUGUUGAACCAGAAACGCCUCGAGAGUUACCUUGCGGCUUCUGCGACACCGAAUCUCGACAUCAUGCAGCGGCUGGAACAGGCUCGGUCUCCACCCCGUAUGGGCUCGAGAACUCGUCGGCCGUCCUCACGUGGUGGACCAAGCGGCGCAGACACUCCUCGAGACCUCAAUGCCAGAGUGAAGAUCUUGGAGCUGUACACACUGCACGUCCUUCUCAGAAACAACGAGUGGGACUAUGCUCGAGAGUUCAUCAGCCUCAGCACUGUCCUUGACGAGGAGAGGCGAGACGCUUUCCUGCAAGCACUUCAGAGUUUGCAAGAGGAGCAACAGGAAGCAGAGCGUCUGGAGCGGGAGGAGAAGGAGCGACAGGACGAGCAGCUGAGAAAAGACCUUGAGAUGGCCCGUCAACUGCGGGCAGAGAAUGAAGAGCGCGAGCGUAAAAGACUAGAGGAAGAGCGAAGCCGGCGUGAAGGAAGCGAAGUCGACUACGGAAUCGACCAGUCUCCGGUCAUCAAUCAAACCAACACGAAUGGCAGUGCCAAUGGAAGCUCUUCAGGCAAGCCUCGACAUUCAAGGAAAUCAUCCUCGGUAUCAAAACGGCCAGGCCAGGCUGCCCCAAAGGGCAAGGCCGUCGUCAACAGCAGAGCUGUCACAACGACAAAUACCCUGUCAGCUCGUGUCUCCAUGUUCAUGUCGUACCUCAGCCGGCUCAUGGAGCAGAUGGGCGUCCACUUUCGGACAAAUCCUGUAGCAUUAUUGAAGCUGGUGGCCUAUAUUGCCAUGUUUGCCACCAUGUUGGGCAACAGAAAGUUCCGCGAGCGCAUACAGCGCGUUCUGGGCACUGGGUGGAACAAGGUACGAGCCACCGCGGGCAUGGGCGUCAAGGUCAGCUACAUCUAG
Messenger RNA from Microdochium trichocladiopsis, 1434 nucleotides. RefSeq lists its product as uncharacterized. The record is from RefSeq and is a predicted model, not a curated record. Bases 1 to 1434 code for a protein of 477 amino acids. The transcript is spliced from 4 exons. NCBI's taxonomy places the organism in Eukaryota, Fungi, Ascomycota, Sordariomycetes, Xylariales, Microdochiaceae.